Molecule: messenger RNA, 2132 nt
Organism: Phascolarctos cinereus (koala)
Lineage: Eukaryota; Metazoa; Chordata; Mammalia; Diprotodontia; Phascolarctidae
Product: beta-1,4-galactosyltransferase 3-like
Biological process (GO): carbohydrate metabolic process
Cellular component (GO): Golgi apparatus
Molecular function (GO): galactosyltransferase activity
Source: RefSeq, a predicted model, not a curated record
CUGUUGAAGUCCGUUAUUGAAGGGCCUUUGAAUUUGGUUCUGAAAAAUCAGCCUCCCCCUCCCUCUCCCCUCAUGCCAGGCCUGGCACCAGAGGGGACGGUCCUGAGCCUUCCACUACCCAGCAGAUGGGUUGUGACUUACAGUUCCUCUGGCCUGGGGGAGUUUCACUCAAACCACAGCAGGUUUUGUUUUCUAUUCUCACCCCAGGAUGCAAAUGAAGGAGAAUGGGUAUGAUUCUGCAUCUGGAGCUGGAAGGCUUCCCUUCAUGUUGCAGACGGGAAUUAAUAAUGACAUCUGUCGGAGCAAACUGGCCUCCAACCUGUGGAUGGCGGCAGCUGAGCAGAGCAGGCCGUAGACAGGAGAGUCAGCUCUGUCCCCUCCAGCCCAGAGAAAACCUUCACUUGGAUGCUUUUAGGUGUUUCAUGGUGGAAUCCCAGAAACUCAGAGCUGGAAGACUUUCAGAAAACAUCUAGCCCAACCGUCGACCUGGGCAGAAUUUCCAUCACUCCCUUUCUCUCCCUCCUAACAUCAUCCCUGACAAAGAAGCCUCCAACCUCACAGGGACAGGAAAUACUCUGCCUUUCAAGGCAUCACGUCCAUUUUCGAUCAACUCUGAUUCCUGGGACACUCACAGGCUCUGUCCAGAGGCCAGAGAGAGGAGACCUAUCUAGCUUGGCAGAAGCAAGAAGCCAAGAGGUGAUCCAUUGGGCAAAGUUGACUGGGCCUGCCCAGGGAGCAGGGCAGAACCCUACCUCCCUCCUGCCCCCAACAUGGUGGCCCAGGGCCGAGUGCUGCUCAUCUUCUUCGAACUGCAGCUGGCAAUAAUGGUGGUCUUGUAUCACCAAAGUGACCACCACCAGGUCAGCUAUGUCCUGAAGAUGCUGACCACCAGCAUCCUUAGUACCACCGACACCAUCCUGACAAUGAAAGAUGUCUACAGGGGCCUGGACCAAAUCCAACUGCUGAGCCCUACCAAGGAAGACCUGCCCACCUGCCCCAAGACCUCUCCUUUCAUCGGCGGCCCUCUGAAGGUGAGCUUCCCGCUUGAUGUGACACUGGAUGACAUCGCUCAGAAGAACCCGCUGGUGCAGCUGGGAGGCCAUUAUCAACCACCCAACUGCGGGGCUCUUCACCACACGGCCAUCAUCAUCCCCUACUGGGCCAGAAGGAAGCACCUGCACCAGCUACUCUACCACCUGCACCCCUUCUUGCAGAGACAGCAGAUCCACUGUACCAUCUAUGCGGUGCACCAGAAGAACAGAGCCCGGAGACUCACACAGGCCCUGCCCAGGGACACAAAAGCAAAGGGAGGCUUGAGCCGGACGGAGAUGGCUAGGAUAACACAGAUGGACAAUUACACCUUUAACCGAGGGAAGCUAUUGAAUGUGGGCUUCAAAGAGGACAUGAAAGAGAAUAACUGGCAGUGUCUUUACUUCCAUGACGUGGAUCUGAUUCCUAAGGAUGACUGCAACAUCUAUGACUGCAGUGCCUUUCCCAUGCAUGCUUCAGUGGCCAUUGACAAGUUCCAGUAUGAACUUCCUUAUGAGACAUACUUUGGGGGUGUGAUGGCACUGCAGCCCACUCACUAUCUGAAGAUCAAUGGUUUUCCCAACAACUACUGGGGCUGGGGGGGUGAGGAUGAUGACAUUGCAUCCAGAAUUUUCCUGAAUAAGAUGUUAAUCUCCCAGCCUCCAGCAGUAUUUGGCCGCUACCACAUGAUGAAGCAUGGCCAUGACAGAGGAAAUAAGGCCAACCCCAAAAGGUUUCACCUCCUCUCCAAAACCCAUCUGAGGUGGCGUUACAAUAGGAUGAAUAAUCUUCUCUACAGCUUGCUGUCCAAGGAGCAGACCCCCCUCUACACCAACCUCACCAUGCACUUUGGUAUCGAUUACCACUAAUUGUGCUGUGCUUCCCAUGGGGCCCCUGCCCCCAUCUCUUCUGCCUAGAACUCUGGGUCUCUUGCCUCUUGUCCCACCACAUGCCUCAUCUCUCCCAUUCAUCAAGGACCAAAGUCAGACACUCAAGACAAAUACACAGGGAGCAGAAGGGGGAAGAAAUGUGGAAGGAGGCAGUGAGGGUUAGCUCUCCCCCUCACUCCAUUUUCUUAUUAAAGUGUAGUUUAUUUUAUAUGA